Messenger RNA from Closterium sp. Naga37s-1, 2247 nucleotides. Lineage: Eukaryota; Viridiplantae; Streptophyta; Zygnematophyceae; Desmidiales; Closteriaceae. The record is from the annotation of a GenBank genome assembly.
AUGAAUGGCAGUGCAGCAGUGGUGAGCGUGCAGUCGCAAGGCCUCACUCCGCCACUGCACGCGCCGCCGCCGCUCAUUCUCUCCCGCUCGCUGAACCUCGUUCUCCCACCGUUCCGCAGCCCCCCUCUAACCCCUCCACCACCUUCCCCGCACCGCCCCUUCCCUCUCCUCCCGCAUCUUCCGUUCUUCUCCGCCCCUCGUCGGGACAUCCGCUCGCCUCGCUCUCACGGCCCACCCACCCACCGCCCGCUCCCUCUCCACCGCUCUGAUAUUCCCUUACUCCUCCUCCUUCCCGCUUUCCCCCAUUCUUCCCGCUUUCCCCCAUUCUUCCAGCUUUCCCCCAUUCUUCCCGCUUUCCCCCAUUCUUCCCGCUUUCCCCCAUUCUUCCCGCUUUCCCCCAUUCUUCCCGCCCUCUCAACCUCCAGCCUUCCGUCUCUUUCCUCUCGCCCUCUGCGCACCUCACUCUGCGCCUCCCGCCCACGCCUUCCUGUGCGCCCCGCCCUGGGGGAAUGCCACGCCUCAGGGCUAAGGGGGAGCGGAGCGGCGCAGCCAGGGGAAGAGCGUCUGUGGGGGGCACAGCAGGCGGAGGGGGAGAAGGAAGGGGCUCGUGGUAGGGGAGGGAGGCAAGGGGGGGUGGUGGUGAGGGCAGGGGGCGGUGGGGCUGGAGAUGGGGGUGCGGGAGCGGGCCAGGAUAACGAUGGGUUGGAUGCGGUGCUGGCGAAGCACCGCCACAUGCUGCUCCCUCACCCCAUCGACCCCCUUCCUCACGUCUCUCACCCUCGCACUCCCUCCGCGCCAUGCAUCAAUGAGCCGUUCCUCUUCUCCCCUCUCGCGCCCCUCUUUUCCCCUCUGGCUGCGUGGAGUGGAUGUGCGGCAUGGCAGGGCGACCCGGCGUGGAGGAUAAGUGAGGGCACGGUGCAGGAGGUGAGGGACCUCUCGCUCAACUUCUUCUACGUCCUGCCCGCCCUCAACGCUGUCCCACUUCUCACCACCCGCGCCCACCCCUCCUUCCCCUCUCUCACCACCCUCACUGGCCCCCUCUCUUUUUCUCUCUUCCCCCACCCUCGCCCCAACCCUCUUCCUCCCUCUUCUUCUUGCGUUCGCUUUCUCUGUCUGCUUCCGUCUCAUGCAUUUCAGUCGGUUGCUCAUGCAUCCACCACAUACAACCAGUGGCACCACACCACAAUCUACAUCUCUCUUUCCUUGUAUGCCGUUGUGCGCGCAUCGUCCACCCCCCCUCCCACCAUAUCCGCCCACUCCACCCUGCUCUCAUUCCCACGAGCACCUCUUGGCCCGUCGGCCCCCCUCGCUUCACCAGAUUGCGGCCUAAGCCCGCCCGUGCACCCUUCUCCCCCUGUGUGCGGCACCAGGUGGCGGAGGCACUGUUCAACGUGGUCAACGCCUGGAGCCUGCUCUUUGGCCCGCUGCUGCUCGCCGACCCCAGGCGCACCCGCGUGGGCGCCAACCUGCCCGCGCUCUGGCUGGGCCAGAUGUUCCUCACUAACGGUGCGCUGCAGGGGCACGUGCGCCAGGUGCUGGGUGGAGGAGGAUGAGGGAAGCAAGCACCAGGUGGUGGGGGAAGGGGGAAGGGAGAGGGAGGGGACGAAUCCAGCAUCUCGCUUCUUUAUGCAUCCCCAUUCCAUUCCUCUCCUCACCUCUUCCCCAUGCGGUCCCCUCCUCACUCCUCUUCCCCCUCCAACCCUACCUGCACCACCCCUCUUUCCCAACCCCCUCUCUCCCCCAGUGUUCCUCAUCCCCAUCAUGGCCCUGCGCCUGCGCCUACCACCCCCGCCCCACUCCACCACGCCCCUGCGUCCUGCCGCGAUCGCCACCUUCCUCUCCUCUGCACCGCUGCCCAUCGCCCUCGUCUCCUCCACCGUCGCUCUCGCAUCGCUGUUCUGGGCAGCCCUCGCCCGCCCCGAUUUCGCCCCUCCAGACCUCACUGUACGCGCAGCCUUCCUCGCGGACUACCUGGGCAGCAACCGCCUGGCGUACGCGUUCGCAUGGGACGUGCUGCUCUACUCGCUAUUCCAGCCCUGGCUCAUUGCGGAUUGCCUCUCCGCCCUGCGCCGCUCACGGCCAGCAGAGGCAGCAGGUGGGGAUGAGGGGGGAACGACGUCUGGGGAUUAUGAUGCGCUGCUGGCGCUGCUGCAGUGGGUGCGGUUUGUGCCGCUGUUUGGGCUCGCUGCAUUCCUCUGUGCGCUGCCACGGCUGAGAGCCACCAGUGAAUUGCAAGGGCAGGAGUGA